Homarus americanus (American lobster) is the source of this 6733-nucleotide messenger RNA. RefSeq names its product probable phosphorylase b kinase regulatory subunit beta. The record is from RefSeq and is a predicted model, not a curated record. Gene Ontology annotation, cellular component: phosphorylase kinase complex. NCBI's taxonomy places the organism in Eukaryota, Metazoa, Arthropoda, Malacostraca, Decapoda, Nephropidae. Gene Ontology annotation, biological process: glycogen metabolic process. The coding region runs from base 31 to 3351 and encodes 1106 amino acids. The transcript has 27 exons. Gene Ontology annotation, molecular function: calmodulin binding.
AAGUACAGAGAAAUUUUAUUUUUGUCGGAUAUGAACAAAGGCAUGACCUCCGUGCACGGAAGAGGUAGAACCGUCAGUAAACUUCGAAAAUCUCAUAAUGCACGGCCUCCUCGCAGUAGGCAGCGGACUGGCAGCGUGUGUGAUUCGGAUAUAGACGUUAAUCUUCGAAUCAUCAGUUAUGACGAUACUGUCCGCAAGCUUGAUCACUACUACGGCAUUGUUAAGCGCCAGCUGCUACAGAACCAGAGCAUCACCCUUGGACUUUUCCCGCUGUCCAGUCAGGAAAAGGAAGUGGCUGACAUUCGCACUACCAUAUACUGUGCUGCAUCUAUAUGGAGUCUCUUCCAGGCCUACAGGCGUAUAGACGAUGAUCGUGGGAAGGCGUAUGAACUAGGUCAGUCAUGUGUCAAGUGCAUGCGUGGGAUACUGAAUUGUUGGAUGAGACAAACAGAAAAUGUGGAGAAUUUUAAGAAAGGUCAGAAUCCUAAAUAUGCAUUACACUCCAAGUUUCAUCUCAAAACGGGAAAGGAAGUUGUGUCAUCCGAUGAUUAUGGUCAUCUGCAGAUUGACGUGGUGUCCCUCUUCCUACUAUUCCUCGUCCAGAUGAUUACCUCGGGACUACAGAUCAUAUAUACCAUGGACGAGGUGACGUUUGUGCAGAAUCUUGUGUAUUAUGUGGAGAGAGCUUACAGGACUCCGGAUUUUGGGAUGUGGGAACGUGGUAGCAAGUACAACAAUGGCACCCCAGAAUUACAUGCCAGCUCUAUUGGGAUGGCUAAGGCAGCCUUGGAAGCCAUCAAUGGUUGUAACCUUUUUGGAGAGAAAGGUGCCUCUUGGUCUGUCAUCUUUGUGGACAUUGAUGCACACAACCGUAACCGCAGCAUCUUUGAGACGUUGUUACCCCGGGAGUCCAGCUCUAAGAACGUUGAUGCAAGUCUCAUGUGUACUAUAUCCUUCCCUGCCUUUGCUACUCACGAUCAAAUGUUAUACUCCAAAACAAGGUCUCAGGUCAUCAGUUCCCUAGAAGGCAAAUAUGGGUUUAAGAGGUUUCACCGGGAUGGUUAUGGAACAGUUUUGGAAGACAAGAGGAGGAGGUUUUAUCACAGUGCAGAAACAAAGGAAUUUGAGAAGAUAGAAUGUCAAUGGCCACUGUUCUACUUGUACAUGAUCCUAGAGGGCAUGUUCAAGAAUAACGAAGAACAAGUAGAGGAGUACAAGAACAAGUUAAAGCCACUGGUCAAGAGAGAUAAGUGGGGAGAUCCAGUGAUCCCGAUGUACUACUUUGUCCACAAAGACAACGUGGAGGAUGAGCAGGCUGAACCAGGCUCUCAGUAUCGUCAGUCGAGCCCUGAAGGCACUCCAAAGAAUCUCUUCUUGUGGGGUCAGAGUAUAUGGAUUAUUGCCUCCUUGCUCAUGGAUAACCUCCUUCACAUCAACGAGUUAGACCUCAUCCGUCGUCAUCUUCCGUCGUACAAUCGUCCCCGUAAAGGUGGCCGCUAUUCUGCUUUCCAGCGUUCAAGGUACUUUGUAAAGAGCAAGAAUCACAAAGGAACAGCAAGUGAUCUAGUAGUACAAGUGGUCCUGAUUGCAGAGAGCAUGAGACUGCAGGCGAUGAUGGCAACAUAUGGUAUACAAACUCAGACUCCACAUGAAGUAGAACCAGUACAAAUUUGGCCUCCCAAGGAAUUGGUCAAAGUCUAUCAAAAUCUUGGCGUCAGCGAAAAAUUAGGUCUGGGAGGUCGUCCAACUCGGCCCAUUGGUGCAUUAGGGACGAGCAAGAUAUAUCGUGUUUGUGGGCAGACAGUACUGUGCUAUCCUCUGGUGUUUGAAGUAAGUGACUUCUACCUCUCACAUGACAUGGCUCUUCUCAUAGAUGACAUAAAGACAGAACUUCACUUUGUCGGGAAAUAUUGGAGGUUGUCUGGUCGCCCCACUGUUUGCAUUCUUAUCCGAGAGGAGCAUAUGAGGGAUGUUCAUUUCCGUGAGUUGCUGGAUCUUUUAGCAAUGCUCAAGUCUGGCUACUGUGAUGGUCUCAAGAUUCGUACGGGCAGACUCCAGAACCUUAUUGCGUCCUCCUGUAUUGAGCAUUUGGACUUCAUGAAUGCCAUGGACAUAGAUUUGGACAUCACACCAUUUGAGCAGCUUCAGCAUGCCAGCAUCGGUUAUCAGUCACUCACCGAUGUCCCAACUGCCAUCACCUACUCUGAGGAUUCAAUGAGCUUUAAGGAUAUGGGUUUACAACCAACCCCAGAAGUCCUUAGUGUACUGAGGUCAGUUUCAACUCUGCAUGGCCAGACUCAGCUACUGGGAAUCCUCCUUCGACGGGAAGGGCGAAACUUCCAGGUGGACGGUGUUUCAGUUCAAGACCGAGUAUGCGCACUACUCCGUCAGGCUUCUUCUCUCCGAUACUGGGCUGGAGUACGAGAGUGUAAUGCAUUACUCUCCAAGGAGGUGGAGUCAAUCUCACCUUACAUCACCACUAUCUUGGUAUCAGGAAAACAGUUGACAGCAGGAUAUGGUAAGGACGAGAUACUACUAGACAAACCAGUGCAGCCGGCAGAGAUUCACGACCUCUUCUACACACCGGCUCUUCAGGCCCAUAAUGUGGUUCAGGCAGUACUGCAGCAGGAAGUGGUCCUCUACUGUGGUAAACUGAUCGCUACACACACACAGCUCUUCAAUGGCAUCCUUAAUAUUAGAAUUGGAUGGGUGAUCAAAGCCAUGACAUAUUACCUUCACGACGUGUGUCACGGAAAGGAAAGCAUCGAAUCUUUAGCUCCAAAUGAAGUGAGACGUUUGGUGGUCAAGGUGCUCUCUAUUGAUGAAUGGGCACACAAAGAAAGAUUAACACCCCAGCAGAUUCGAGUCAUUGAUGGAUGUCUGGGAAGAACGCCUAAAAGAUUUUAUGAAAAGGUGUUUCACAUAUUAUCCAAGUCAACAGAAGGAGUUCGUCUUUGCGAUCAACUCCUUCCACAACAUCCGACUAUCUCCGAGAUGUCGUCCGGAGAGUUAAACUUUGCUCUUACCGUCCAGUCUCUUCUCAACCGCAUCCAGCACCCGGAGUAUCGUCAGAUUGUUGUUGAGCUGUUCUCGGUUAUAGCAACUAUCCUGGAGAGAAAUCCCGAGCUCAAGUUCUUGCACGAGCUGAAUUUGGACCAGAUUGUCAAAGAAGCUUUCAAGAUGUUUUUAAAGGACCUGGGUAGAGAAUAUACUGAAGAUAUGUCAUCCUUCUACAAUGCAUCUCAAGUUGCAGUGACGAGUUAUUUAGCACGCGCUAUUGUCAACUUCAUGCUAACGGGUGAUGUUCGUAGUGAAAUUGAAGAGGGUCUUACUUUCUGUAAAGUGUCAUAGGUCAGCUAGUGAGGAUGGCAAGUUCUUAAUGUUAGUUGAAGAUUGUUGCAUCGAUCCUAGUGUUGCAAUACCCUGUAUAUAGUUGUUGAAAUGUUCAGAGUUGUGCUAUACUAUACAUUUAGAUAUUUACAACUUGGGUUAAUGAUUUUGUUAAUUUCUUCAUAACCCAUAAAGUAACAUAAUUGCAGUAGCUAUGAAGUUUUCUUGAUAUUAUUUCAAAUGAGAAAAUUGUUAAAUGAAUUUUGCAUUUCACUUUUUGUGUACAGUACAGUACUGUGCUUAUGAUGUGAGGUGUUACACCACAAGAAGAAAGGGUGAGUUACCAGACCUCAUCCUUUAAUACACUACCAUAUUUAGCUCUCUUAUAUGAGUUAAAUAUUUUCUUUGGUAAUGUUGAAUGGGAUGUUUUCUUAAAUAAUUGUAUCAAUCAGAGUAAUGUAAAAUAAUUUGUUGUAUAUUAUAUAAUAUUUUAGAUGAGUGGGACACUGUGUGUACCAUCUUUAUUUGAAGGUCUUGAGGUCAGAAUGAAUUGUGUCAAAACUAAUACUGCAUUAAAGUACAAUAACCUUGAAAAUACAUUUUAAUGUGUUCAUUAACAGUCUGAAAGUUUAUAUAACUUGCAUAGUAAAGUAGUAAAGUAUAUACAGUAUAGUUUUAUGUACAAUAUAGUAUUCUAUGUUUUUAUGCAUUUAUUCUGUAAUAUUUCUAUCUAUGGUAUGUAACAUACCAGCUAAUAUGGCUUACAGUGUUUUCUAGUCCUAAGAUGCAAAAAUGUGAUCUUCAGUAGUGUAGUCAUAUUUUCGAGUUAUUUAUUACACUUGAUUCUCAGAGCUUGGCAAAGUUAGUGGUCAGUUUGUGUCACUUUUUAUACAUUAUGGUAUAAAACUAAACUGAUUCUUCCAGGCUAUUAAGCUUUAUGUGUGUAUUAAUUCGGAAAAUGUGUGUAGACGUUUGUCUCUGCUACUCCCAGUGCUGUAAGGAAUUUGACACCUGCUAUGCAACAUCACCGUAAGCACCGCCGACAAGACGUCACACCACCACGCACUCGCUGGAUAUUUACGUGGACAGACGCUUACACGGAAGGCGACGGGUUGCGUCAGAGCAGCCAAGUCGGGGCUUUAGUUCCACGCACACUUAGACGGACACUUAAACCACCGUUAGGAAUAUUUUGAAGAUAUCAUUGAACUCUGUGUUGUAAAUAAUCUCAAAUACAUUAAAGAAACAUUGUAACCUGAUAUCAUUACACAUUAAUCAUUAACACCAUUAGAGAGAGAGAGAGAGAGAAUGUGACAAACAGCCAAAAGUGAUAGAACAGAGCUCUAGAGACGGCACAAGGAGUCGCCAAAUGGAGCACAACACCCGUACGACUGUCUACGAGUUAUUAUAGACGAAGUUCACUACAUCUACGGUCAUCUACAUCUAACAUACCUAUGGAUUUCUACCUACUGGGUACAAAACUGUGAGACAUCAUAUUAUAUCUGCCAGGUUGAGGUAGUUUGUCUUAUUUUUCACAGGCCAUAUAAAUGAAACACGACGACUGUGCGGUUCAGGCGGUUAACAACCGAGCAGAUUUUGUCUAACCCGGAGAAUGUGGCGAUUUAAGUGGUAAGAACAGGUAUAUAUUCCGUGUACGCAUUACGGUGUGUAGCAAAUUGUUGAUGGAAUGUGGCUGUGUACUAUUUACACUUUGGAGGUCACAUUCAAGCAAUACUUAGCAAUGAUAGGGAAUUAUGCAGUGCAGUAUAUUUUUAUUUCAAUAUUGUUGCUGCUAGUAUUCUAGUCAGUUGUACUAAACAAAUAUCCACCAUGUAUUUCAUAAUAUUGUAAUUUCUUUUGGCAUUCUCAAUUUUUGUUUCGGAUAUACCGUAUACAGCUCCUCCCCGACUUACGACCUACUCAACUUACGACCACUCUCACUUACGAUCUGCCUCGGUUGUACCAAAAUUUGAUCAAAUUACGUAUUUUCGAGUCCCAAAGUCAGUACGCAGUCAAAAUUUUUGUUUGUAAUUCACUUUAAAAUGGCUGGCAAGCUUAAAAGUGAGUGUUUUGUGAUGUUGAGAAGAAAAAGAGACACACAUUUAAGAUUUUCUAUGUAUUAUUUAAGCAUUUCCGACUUACGACCUGGAUUUGUGUCCCUAACCCCGUCGUAAGUCGGGGAGGAGCAGUAUAUAGGAAUGCUGUAUUCUAAAAUUAGGUUUUUCAUUACUUUUGGCAUACAUCAAGAGUAUGUUUAUGGCUCCUCAUGAGGUGUACUUCCUCGGAAAUAUAUAUAUAUGUACCGUAUACAGUAAUGUUAUAUACAGGUUGCACUUAAAAAAUCCAAACAUCAUUUAUCCAAAAACUGUGAACAUCCGAAGAAAAUUGGAGUGAUCGCAUUAAUUAUAAAAAUUUACCACGCUUCUACUGUACUAGUUCGCCGAGCUGCCAGGCGAUGGCGUUGUAGCACACUAAGCUGACUCCAGGGGUAAAUAAGCAAAGAUAUCUUCACUGAGCAUUUUCUUGUAUUAUUAUUAACAUUAUAUCUUGAGUUCCUUAGUUUAGUUUGUUAUACCUGUACAUGCAGUAUUAUAUAUUAGUUUAUACUUGUCAUAUAGUAUUUUAUUUGGUGCUUAGUGAAAUAUUAGGGUUUUUAAUAAUGACCUUCAGUUAGCCAACAAGAUCAAUUAUCUGUAAUGGCUCUGGUAUCAAGCAUUUUGGAUUUUUGAAGUGUAACCUAUAUUUCAACUCAUCCCCCCCCACCCAUCCUCUCAAAAUAUUAAUGUAUAGGCAGAAAAAAGUUGAUUUAAACUAUUGCUCCAAACUGCACCACACCCAAAAUAUAUACCAUAGUGCCAUCUUUGGGUAAGAAAGCAGUUUAGAGUCUCAGGCAUAUACAGUAAAUGAACUUUUGUAAACUGUACUGUACAUACUUAAUGUCACAUGAUGUGGCAAUGUUUGUUAUAAUGUCAAGUGAGGUAUACAUUAUAGUGCAUGUCAUUAGUGUAACGGUCGGUGCCAUUGCGAGAUCAAACGCGUCAUCAUUUGGCGUCAUUCAUUUUUAGAUAUACCUGUAUCUCAUUUAUAAAACAUUGUUUAUCUAAGCCAAGAGUUGUACGUCUUACAUAUUUCACCUUUGUCGUCAGAAAAUGUAACCGUGCGAUGUACUUUAUCUAAGACGAGCAGUGUCAAGCAUUUUGUUGCAAGACUGUGGAUCAUAGAUGACAUCUGUACAUAUCAUAUUAAGUCUUCAACACAAGUUAUUUAUUGUCAACUCAAAAUUAAAUAUCUUGUGAAUAAAACUUGCAUUAAGAUGUACAGCAACUGUUUUCAAUUUGGUCUUAAGUCUCAUGUCAUGCCUUUAUACAGGUGUGUUACCAAAGUCAGAAUAAAAGAUUGUCUUUGA